Messenger RNA from Panicum virgatum (switchgrass), 480 nucleotides. RefSeq lists its product as uncharacterized. The transcript has a single exon. The coding region runs from base 1 to 480 and encodes 159 amino acids. The record is from RefSeq and is a predicted model, not a curated record. Lineage: Eukaryota; Viridiplantae; Streptophyta; Magnoliopsida; Poales; Poaceae.
AUGUGCGGCAAGUUCGGCCUCCUCAGCCACAUCAACAGCGCCCCUCCCUCUGAUCCGCGCACUGAUGCAUGGAACGAGGCCGACUGUGCCGUCCGCAGCUGGCUCUAUGGCUCCGUCACCGAGGACGUCCUCGACUUCACCAUGGCCGCCAACCAGACAGCACGGGACCUUUGGGUCGCCAUCUCCAACCACUUCCAGACGAACAAAGCUCCUCGUGCCAUCUUCUUGAGUCAUGCAUUCCACGCAAUAACUCAAGGGGAUAUGUCUGUCCACGAGUAUGCCCAAGCCCUCAACAAGGCCGCUGAUGCUCUUCGCGACGUCGACAAGCCUGUUGCCGAUUCUGAGAUGGUUCUCGCCCUUCUCGCUGGGGCUGAUUCUCGCUACAACACCACUGGAGAGAUCAUCGCAGGAGACGCGACCAUGACCUUCUCCAGGGCUGUAGAUCGGCUUGCCCUCCAGGAGCUCCGCCUAGCAAAUUAG